GCGAGGAGCGGCCCCUGGAGGUGCGGUUCCGGCGUGCGGGUGGCCUCCCGCUGGACCUCUACUACCUGAUGGACCUCUCGUACUCCAUGCGCGAUGACCUCCACAUGCUGCGCCGCCUGGGCAGCGACCUGCUGGCCGCCCUGCGCAAUGCCUCCGCCUCCGUGCGCAUUGGGUUCGGCACGUUUGUGGACAAGCCGGUGCUGCCGUUCGUCAGCACGGUGCCCUCCAAGCUGCACAACCCCUGCCCGGAGCGGGGGCAGCCCUGCGACCCUCCCGCCGCCUUCCGCCACCUGCUCUCGCUCACUGCCGAUGCCGGGGAGUUCGCACGGCGCCUCGCGGGGCAGCGCAUCUCCGGCAACCUCGACGCGCCUGAGGGGGGCUUUGACGCCAUGAUGCAGGUGGCACUGUGCCAGGAACGCAUCGGCUGGCGCCCCGUGACGCGGCUGCUGGUGUUCGCCUCGGACGACACGUUCCACACGGCAGGUGACGGGCGCCUGGCCGGCAUCGUCCUACCCAGCGACAGCCGCUGCCACCUGGACGCCAGCGGCAUCUACAACCGCAGCCACCUCUACGAUUACCCCUCGGUGGGGCACCUGGCGCAGGUGCUGUCGGCUGCCAACAUCCAACCCAUCUUUGCCGUCACCCGGCCCGUGGUGCCGCUCUACAAGGAGCUGAGCCACCUGAUCCCCAAGUCGGUGGUGGGGGAGCUGCGGGAUGACUCCAGCAACGUGGUGCAGCUCAUCAUGGAUGCCUACAAUAGCCUGACCUCGACAGUGGAGCUGCAGCACUCACCGCUGCCCCCCGGGCUCAGCCUCAGCUUCCAGGCCCACUGCGGGGGCCCCCCCGAGCCCCCCCAGCCCCACCGUGGCCUCUGCUCGGGCGUGCACGUCAACCAGCAGGUGAACUUCACAGUGCGGGUGCGGGCGGACAUGUGCCUGGAGGCCCCCCAGCGCGUGGCCCUGCGGGUGCUGGGGGUGCCGGAGCAGCUGCACCUCGAGGUGCGCACCCUCUGCCACUGUCCCUGCGCCCAGCGUGCCCCCCGCACCCCUCUCUGCCACGGGGGAGACCUUGACUGCGGCGUCUGCAGGUGCCCUGGGGGCCUGCGGGGCCGGCGUUGCGAGUGCAAGGGGCCGGAGGCGGAGGAGGAGGUGGAGGGGGGCUGCCGGCCUCCCAACAGCACGGCCCCCCCCUGCAGUGGGCGGGGGCACUGCGUCUGCGGCACCUGCGAGUGCCCCCCCGGCCUGAGUGGCCGCUUCUGCGAGUGCGACAGCAGCACCUGCGAGCGGCACGAGGGGCUGCCCUGUGGAGGCCCGCAGCGGGGCGCGUGCGAGUGCGGGCGGUGCCGGUGCCACGCGGGCUUCGCGGGCAGCGGCUGCGGGUGCAGCCUGGCGCGGGGCGGCUGCCGCCGGGGGGGCCGCGAGUGCAGCGGGCACGGGCGCUGCGAGUGCGGGCGCUGCCGCUGCCAGCCCGGCUUCGUGGGGCCCUUCUGCGCCCACUGCCCCUCCUGCCCCGGGCCCUGCCGGCGCCUGCGGUGAGCGGGGGGGCGGCGAGGGGGGA
Messenger RNA from Oxyura jamaicensis (ruddy duck), 1557 nucleotides. RefSeq names its product integrin beta-7-like. NCBI's taxonomy places the organism in Eukaryota, Metazoa, Chordata, Aves, Anseriformes, Anatidae. Gene Ontology annotation, biological process: cell migration; integrin-mediated signaling pathway; cell adhesion mediated by integrin. Gene Ontology annotation, molecular function: integrin binding. The transcript is spliced from 9 exons. Gene Ontology annotation, cellular component: integrin complex; cell surface; focal adhesion. The annotation marks the transcript as partial. The record is from RefSeq and is a predicted model, not a curated record.